GGGAGGAGUUGUACCCGUUCAGCUCGGAGGUCAGCGAGCGUUCUGGAGGAACAACGACAGAUAUGCGUCCUUUCAGUUGUCAGACACGCUGUGCGAGGUGAAACUAUUUUACUAACUUUUAUUUACUAAAAACGAUCCCCAAAAAAUCCUCAAAGUGUAUUUCUGCGGAAGGGACAGUCGGAAGUAAGGGGUAUUUCCCUCCUGUGGAACAUAUUCCGUCACUUGUCGCUUGGCAGGUGACUCUGCACAGCCCCGGUGACAGUGGCAACCUGGGAUAUGUUUAUACAGUUUAGGCGUCAUAGCCUAUUUGGGACUGCCUUGCCCUUUCAAUAACUUCUCUGUCCUACUGUCAGACCAACGAUGCCUCAAGUCCCUGAAAUAUCAAUGGCUUUGCUGCCAUUCAUUAACAACUAUACACAUCUGCAGUGCAAGAUGCGUUUCCUGCUCCUCUUCAGUCGCCAGGGCAAGCUCCGUCUCCAGAAGUGGUUCACGCCCAUCCCCGAGCGAGAGAAGAAGAAGAUCACCAGGGACAUGACCACCAUGGUGUUGGCACGGAAACCACGCUCCUGCAACUUCCUGCACUGGAAAGACCUAAAGAUCGUCUACAAGAGGUAUGCCAGUCUGUAUUUCUGCUGUGGUCUGGAUGCUGAGGAGAAUGAACUUCUGGCCUUGGAGAUGCUGCAUCGCUAUGUGGAGCUGUUGGACAAGUACUUUGGCAACGUGUGUGAGCUGGACAUUAUAUUUAACUUUGAAAAGGCCUACUUCAUCCUGGAUGAGUUUCUAUUAGGGGGAGAGGUACAGGAGACUUCCAAACUAGUGGUGGCCCGCUCCGUCGAGGCCUCGGACAUGCUACAGGAGACCAUGGAGGAAUACAUGAGCAAGCCUGCAUUCUAACACUGGGGGGAAUGGAUCUACACACACCAGAAGGAAUCUGGACGAUUACAGACCUGGAAGUCUUACUACUGUACAGAACCAUGGAGUUAUGAGUUCUAGAAUGGUAUGUCUUAAUCUGUGUCCUGAGGCAGGCAGGGAGUGUUUUUAAGUAGGGAAGUGCAGUGAAUUGGUAGGAGACACUCAUUGAUUGAACUAUUAUCAAAUGUAUAUUGAUACUGUAUGAUCACCCAUCCCUCUUGAUCGUCAAUGUACAUUGAGGUUACUGAAAACUGUGGUUAUGACAAUCAUUAAAAUCAAUACUCAAAUUUUUUUCCCAAAAAUAUGUAUGCUGUAUUGACAUUUUAAGAAGUGCCUUUUUAGAAAUAUGUAUUUGAAGUUGUGUUUUAAAUCAUCUUGUAGACUAGCAUUUUUCUGAGUGACUUGUUGUAGGAUUAUAUCUUGGAAAGGGAGUGAUUAUUUAUCUGGGUGAAUGUCACAGGUUUUUUUUUAUAUAACUAAUUAUGGAUCUUGAAUGGUGAAGACUUUGGAAUUAAAAUGUGUAUUUUGAUACAGAA
Oncorhynchus kisutch (coho salmon) is the source of this 1448-nucleotide messenger RNA. RefSeq names its product AP-1 complex subunit sigma-3-like. Gene Ontology annotation, cellular component: membrane coat; AP-1 adaptor complex. Gene Ontology annotation, molecular function: clathrin-cargo adaptor activity. NCBI's taxonomy places the organism in Eukaryota, Metazoa, Chordata, Actinopteri, Salmoniformes, Salmonidae. The coding region runs from base 361 to 894 and encodes 177 amino acids. The transcript has 7 exons. Gene Ontology annotation, biological process: intracellular protein transport; vesicle-mediated transport. The record is from RefSeq and is a predicted model, not a curated record.